UCAGAUAUUACUUAUUUAUUUACAGCUUGCUCCCAAGGAUGCAGAUGAAUUACAAAAGCUAAAUCAGUUAAAAGUUCAAGCUCAACAAUGGCAAGCUCAGCAAACUUGUGCUCAGCAGUGGACUUAUCCAAAUACUCAAACAACAGCACCAUGGCAACAAGGAAAUUGGCAGUCACAGAAUAUGUGGCAACAGCCGCCACCACCACCUCCAAGUUGGUUUCAAGGACCCCCUCAAAUGCCACCACCUCCACCUGUAGAGUCUUGGCAGACUUCUUGGGACCCAAACAAUCCACCACCACCUGAUCCACCUUUGCCAAAAGAUGAUCAAAAGCCUCCUCCUCCAGAAGAUAACAAAACUUCAACUACUCAAAUACCAGCUCUUCAGGUUUACCAGGAAGAGCCUCCACCUCCACCAACACAACCACCUCCACCACCACCUGAUGAGGAAAAGGAACAACAUUCUACCUCACAAGCUAACAAUUCACAAACUGAUAAUUCACAGAAGUCUACAGUAACAAAUCCUUCAAAUGAAAAUACCAAUACAUCACCACUAACUUCAAGAGAAACAAAUCAGCAGCAAAGACAACAGCAAACUUGGCAAUCAAAGCAGAAUUUAACUCAAACUGAAAAUCAAGAAUCAACAAAUGAAUCAAUGGCUGGAGAGUCAAAAAUUCAAGAAGAAAAUCGUGAAAAUUGGCAACAAAAUAUGCCCUCAAAACAUUCAGAAACUUCUGAUUCCUCUCAUCAAAGGUGGAAACAGUCUUCUUCUCAGGAAGAAAAAGAUGAAAAUAUUCAAGGAUGGACAGGAAAUAUAACAAAUGUAAACAUUCAAAGUCAAGUAAAUUUGGAUUUUCAAAGACAAGAAUGGCAUCCAACACAAGGAGUUAGACAUCACUUCCCACCCCCUCAAGAUCAAUCAGAAUUACAUAAAGGUUGGCAAGAUAAUUUUAAUCAAAAUCAAGGUUUUAGAUCAUCAAUUUCUAUGAAAGAUCACAUUCCUCAUGAUAAACAAGGCUCGCAAUGGCAACCAAAUCAAGCUGCUAGGCCUCAGACCUCAUAUCAAUCAGAACAUACACAACAAAGUUGGCAACAUAAUGAAAGACAAAGGAAAUCUUUACUUCCAUUACAUCAAGAAACAAAAUCUUUUCAAAAGAAUUGGCAAGAAAAUCCAAGAAUAGAUGAGGAUCAGAAUCAGCAAAAUAUCUGGCAUCAAAACAGGGAUUUUAGAUCUACACAAAAUAAAGGACAAAAUCAGGAUGAAUCAAAUAUAUGGAAUCAGAAUCAAAGAUCUAGAUUUGAUGGACAACAUUCUUCUAAACAAGAAUGGCAACAAGACUCAGGAGGAAGAGCUAUAGAUUACCAAAAACCCUGGCAAUUUAGACCUCCACAACAAAAUGAACAGGGUGGACAAAGUGGUCAGCGAUCAUUCCGUCAACAAGAAAAUUUCGGAGGAAAAAGAUCAUUUCAACAAUCGGAACAAUAUGGAUUAAAUCAAAGACCAUCUCAUCAGGAAGAAAAGUCAGAUUCUGGUAAUAGAAUGUUACAACCUGACUAUCUCAAUCAGUCUCGUCCUCAGCAUUCUGAAAAUAUGGGAUUAGGAAAAAGCCUACUUCAACCAGAUUAUCUUAGAACAGGUAUAAGGCCAAGGAAUAAUCAAAGAUCAGAUGAUUUAGAAAAACAAUUAUCUGGACAGUCUGAAUAUUUUGGAUCAGGGCAAAGAUUCCAAUCUGAAAGUGUUCAAUCAGGAGGAAGGCAGCCAUUUCAACAACCAGAUCAUUCAGGGUUGGGUCAUCAAUCAGAACAUUUUGGGUCUGGAGAAGAAAGUCAUCAAAUGGAAAAUUUUGGAUCUGGGAAAAGACUACUUGAGCAAGAUUUUUCUGGUUCUGGACAAAGAUCUUAUCAACAAACAGAAAAUAUGUCAAUUGCAAAAAGACCUUUAUUAUCUUUAGACUAUGGUUCAGGUAAAAGACCACGUCUUAUGGAUCAUCUUGGAACAGACCAGCAUUCUAUGCAUCAAACAGAGCAUUUUGAAUCGGGACCAGGCUCUUUUCAACAGUUAGAUAACAUUCCAUCAGGCCAAAGGUCUCCAAAACAAGAUCAGUUUGGAUCAAAUCAAAAAAGCCAUUUUCAAUCUGGGAAAUUUGGACAGAGACGUCAACAAGAUCACUUAAAUAUGGGACAAAGGAAAUCUCAACAAUCAGAACAUUUUGGUUCUAAAAAUAACUGGCAACAAAAUCAUGAUAAAAGAAGUCAGUUACCACAAGACAAAUUACAAGAUCCAUUAUAUCGCUGGUCUGAUAAUUCUCAAACUACAUCAAGUUCUCAAGAUAGAUUUCAUGAUAACAGUUUUCAGUUUCAGGGAUCUGGAUCCAUAAAUAAAGAUAAUGUAGAUUGGCAAAAUAAUAAUCAGGAUUCUAGGGGAAAUCAGUUUGAACAGGAAAAUGAAAGAUGGAAAACACAGGGAUCUAGGUUUUCUCGACAUCAAGAUUGGCAUUCGCCAUCUAAACAAUUUAGUGAGCAGCACGGUCGUCAAAAUAAAUCUUUUAAUUAUUCAGAUGAAGUAGAUUCUUCCAAAUUUUCUCAAUCAAAUUUGGAUCAAGAAGAAGAAGAAUUUGAAAGACAAUUUUUACAAUGGGAAAAGCAAUUUGAAAUGUGGAAAGAACAGAAUAAAGAUCAUCCUGACAGAGAAGCUUAUAAUCGUUAUGAAAAACAAUGGCGUGAAUGGAGAGAACGGUUAUUGAAAAGACGAGAUCAAAUGCAAAAUUUGAGAGUACAAAAAGAACAUGAUGACGGUAAAAAAAAACAAGAUAAUACUUCUACUUCUCUUCCAAAAAAUGUGAAUGAUAGUCCUGUUUCACAAAAAAAGGACAGUCUGUUGUCAUUGCCAAAAGGAAAGUUUGAAAUGGGACAAUCUCCUGCAUCAGUACAUUCUGCAUCUUAUCCAGGAUCUGAAAAGCCUUCAGCUGAUACAGCAAUUAAAUCAUUAUCUAUUUUGGAAGAUAAAUCUGAAGAAUUGGAUAAAUCUGUAAAAAAGGAAAAAUCUAAUCAAAUUGAAGACAUAACCAUAAAUGAAUGGAAUCAUGGACGUGGUAAUGAAAGAGGACAGCGAGGAGGAAGGGGUAGAGGAAGAGGCAGAGGUCGAGGAACUGGAAGGGGACUUGACGGAAAAGAUGAUGGAAGUUGGAAAGAAACCGAACAAGAAGGAAAUUUUCAUAGAAAUGAUGAUAUGUUUGAAGAAGAAAGGUAUCCACCAAUUCAUGAUUAUUUUGAUCAACAAGGAUUUACACAGUCAUCAGAUAAAGCCUCACUGCUAUCUGAGACUAAUUAUGGCUUAAGAAACCAGAGAGAUUUUACUGAAGAUAUAAAUUUCAGGGGACUUGACGGAAAAGAUGAUGGAAGUUGGAAAGAAACCGAACAAGAAGGAAAUUUUCAUAGAAAUGAUGAUAUGUUUGAAGAAGAAAGGUAUCCACCAAUUCAUGAUUAUUUUGAUCAACAAGGAUUUACACAGUCAUCAGAUAAAGCCUCACUGCUAUCUGAGACUAAUUAUGGCUUAAGAAACCAGAGAGAUUUUACUGAAGAUAUAAAUUUCAGAUUCGAAGAUGAAAGAGUUUUCUUUUUUGAUGAAUCUUACUCUGAUCAAAAUUCAGAACAGAGAGGAAAAUUUUGUGACAUUAGUGGAAAUUCCAAAUCGAAACCAAUAGAAAUAGAUUAUGGACAUAAACCAGCAGCAUUAGUAGUUGGUGAAAAUUUCUUGACGAAGUUUGGAACCUGCAUUUUAAAUUUGAGUGACACUGGUUUUAAACAAGAUAAAGUCAGAAUUAAUAGAUUGCUACUUGCUUUAACUUACAAACUUGCAGGAUUCGAAGAUGAAAGAGUUUUCUUUUUUGAUGAAUCUUACUCUGAUCAAAAUUCAGAACAGAGAGGAAAAUUUUGUGACAUUAGUGGAAAUUCCAAAUCGAAACCAAUAGAAAUAGAUUAUGGACAUAAACCAGCAGCAUUAGUAGUUGGUGAAAAUUUCUUGACGAAGUUUGGAACCUGCAUUUUAAAUUUGAGUGACACUGGUUUUAAACAAGCUUUUACUUCUCCACCAUCAGUAUUGUUCUCUCAGUCAAAGAUUGAGACCUUUGAUUAUGAACAUGGUCAGAAAAAGGAUUUACAAUCAUCUGGCAGUGAAAUUGAAAAAGCAAUAUUUGAUUAUGAACAUAAGCGUGAUAGAAGCCUAAGCAGAGAUAGAAACAGAGAUCCAAAACGUGAUUGGAUUAAAGAAAAAGAUAGAGAAAGAGAACGCAUGAAAGAUAGAGAUCGUGAUAGAGAGAGGGAGAGGGAACGUGAUAGAGAAAGAGAAAGAGAGCGUGAUAAAGAAAGAGAAAGAGAGCGUGACAAAGAACGAGAACGUGACAAAGAGAGGGAACGCGAUAAAGAAAGAGAACGUGAUAAAGAGAGAACAGAAAAGGAAAGAGAAAAAGAUAAAGAUAAAACAAGUAAAGAUGAUAAAAAUAAAGAAAGGCUGAGCCGUCGUGAUUUUAAUAAACAUUCAGAAGAAAAAGUUUUAGGCAAAGAUAAUUCACGUGAUGAAUUAAAUACAAUUGACAGAAAUAAACAUAGCCGUGAUCAAGUACCUCUAUCAGUUUCAUUUAAUAAUCAAUUUACUAGUAAUUCUCCAGCAGAAAUAUUUUCACAGUCAGAGAUUAAGGGAGAAACUGUUCUAAUUAAAGAUUUGUUAAGUCCUCCUGGAAGAUUUCAUCGUCCUAAUCAAUUAGUUAUUAUAUUAAGGGGACCACCUGGUUCUGGAAAAUCUUAUGUUGCCAAAUUGAUUAAGGACAAAGAAGUCGAAAAUGGUGGCAGUGCUCCCAGAAUGCUCUGUCUAGAUGAUUACUUUAUGGUUGAAACAGAAAAAACAGUUAAAGAUCCUGAUACUGGUAAAAGAAUUAAGAAAAAGGAAUUUGAAUAUGAAUACGAAGCUGAAAUGGAAGAUAUUUAUCAAAGUAGUCUCUUCAAAUCUUUUAAGAAAACCAUCGAUGAUAGAUUCUUUCCCUUUAUCAUUGUUGAUGCUAUCAAUGACAAAGUAAAGAAUUUUGAGAAUUUUUGGAGUUAUGCAAAACAAAGAGGAUUUCAAGUAUAUAUUGCUGAGAUGGAUAAUACUGAUCCAAAUGCAUGCUAUAAGCAUAAUAUACAUAAACGAAGUCUAGAAGACAUAAAAAAGUUAAUUAGUAAAUGGGAACCAACACCUAAAUAUUAUCUUCGUGUUGAUAUUAGAAGUAUCCUACAAGAUGUUGCUAUACCUGAGGUCGAAAUGGAAGAUUUUGUAGCAGAUUCUUCAAAACAGGUGACUAAUGAAAGUUCAAAUCAGACGGAAGAAACAGAACAAGAAGAAAGUGAAGAAGUAUCUAUUUGCCACACUAUUUCUGAAGAAGGCAUGGAAUGUGCUGAAAAUACAAAAUUAUCACAGGUUCACGUAAUAAGCCGUUGGGAAAAAAUGGAAACAACCGAAGAAAAAUUAGACCAACUGGAUGGGCUUCGUGUAACAAAGAGGAAGCAUUCAUCUUUGGAGGAUUAUUUGCAAUUGCCUGAUGAUUAUGAGCAAAGAGAAUCUCAACCUGGCAAAAAGAGAGUUAGAUGGGCAGAUAUAGAAGAAAGAAAACAGCAAGAUCGUAUCAGAGCAAUUGGAUUUGUUGUUGGUCAGACAGAUUGGCAGAAAAUGACAGAUCCCACUCAUGCUGAUAAAGCUCUUACUCGUACCAAGUAUUUUUAACAAGAAGAAAAAUUUAUUAGAAUUUCCAUUACAAAUUAUUAUCAAGCAUUUCUCAUAAAUAUUAUUUGUAAAUUUAUUGUCAUCUGGUGUGUCAAUAAAUGUCAUUU
Molecule: messenger RNA, 5859 nt
Organism: Centruroides sculpturatus (bark scorpion)
Lineage: Eukaryota; Metazoa; Arthropoda; Arachnida; Scorpiones; Buthidae
Exons: 23
Coding region: 182-5752 (1856 amino acids)
Biological process (GO): regulation of telomere maintenance
Cellular component (GO): nucleus
Source: RefSeq, a predicted model, not a curated record